UUUACUCCAGUCACAAAGAAAAGCUAUUCGAAUCCCCAGCCAAAAUAUCGAGAGCUCGUCAGUGUCCAUUCAAAACAUGUCGUCGUGGACACAAGUGACACACCAGACAUCAUGAUCCAGAUAACAGACACUCAGAAGAUUGGGGUGGGGUUUGCCGCGUUUGGGGUCACCUUUAUCUUCCUCGGAGUAAUCCUCUUCUUUGAUAAAGGACUCUUAGCCAUUGGCAAUAUCUUGUUCUUGGCGGGCCUCGCAUUUGUGGUUGGCUUGGAACGCACAUUCCGCUUUUUCUUCCAACGCCACAAGUGGAAAGGCUCUGGGGCAUUCUUCGGAGGGAUCCUGACUGUCUUGCUUGGCUGGCCCUUAAUUGGCAUGUGUGUGGAAGUGUAUGGUUUUGUAAUACUGUUCAGCGGAUUCUUCCCAGUUGCAGUAAAUUUCUUGCGCCGUAUGCCAGUGAUUGGUCAGUUACUCAACCUUCCAUUCAUCAGUGGUCUGUUGCCCCCAGAUUCGUCAUCUUGAGUAAGCCAAGUUUGUUGAUCGAAUAGGGGGAGACUCCAAGAUGAAUGUAUGACAAGGAGAAAAUGAAGACUUGUAAGAAUCUUGAUGUUACAAAUCCAGUGGCUGCUGUGUUAGAAGAGGAAAGACAGCCAAAAGAGUGCCAAGACCCAAACAUGAGAGGAGUUUGAGAGAAACUGUGUGUGAAUUAAGGGACUGUAUAAGGAAUAUGUUUAACAUGAAAAAAACAGCAACUCUUAAAGGACAUAAAACUGAAUGAAAAGGGUGUUUAUAAAAUGAGGAUAAUAUAAAACAGAACUUUGCUCUAAUGGGUGCACUUAGUAGUUAACGUUCAUUUCCUAGCCAGCUGAUAUACACAGCUCACCAUGAAUUUCAAAUAAACAUGUAUAUUGGCUUGUUUUCAGAACUGUUAGAUGAUGAAAUAUCUGGAUUAAUCAUUUAUUAUGUUUUGUAUAAUAUGAAGAGUGUAAAUUGCUUUUGCCAAAAUCCCGGUUUUCUUUCAGAUUUCCACUUUUGUAUAGAUGUUUUCUAAUUGAACUUCAGAAGCCUUUUGUCUCUAUUGUAGCUGGUAAGAAUUAGUUGAUCUUUUCUGUUGAUAUUUAUAAAGUAUGAAAUAUGAAGUAAGAAUUAC
Messenger RNA from Penaeus vannamei (Pacific white shrimp), 1144 nucleotides. RefSeq names its product vesicle transport protein GOT1B. Gene Ontology annotation, biological process: retrograde transport, endosome to Golgi; endoplasmic reticulum to Golgi vesicle-mediated transport. The record is from RefSeq and is a predicted model, not a curated record. Gene Ontology annotation, cellular component: membrane; endoplasmic reticulum. NCBI's taxonomy places the organism in Eukaryota, Metazoa, Arthropoda, Malacostraca, Decapoda, Penaeidae.